Anthostomella pinea is the source of this 1509-nucleotide messenger RNA. NCBI's taxonomy places the organism in Eukaryota, Fungi, Ascomycota, Sordariomycetes, Xylariales, Xylariaceae. The record is from the annotation of a GenBank genome assembly.
AUGUGCCUCGAUAUCUACUGGAUCAGCCUUCUUGUCCUUGUUCCGCUGGUGGCAUUCGUUACAGGACGCGAUUUCAUCAUACGACCCUUCCAUAAAAAGUUGGUCGAAAAGCCAAUGACAUGGACGCCCGACGAAGAUGCCAGGAAGUUCCGUUGGACCUUUCUGCAGGUCUACCUUGUCGUGAUGGGAUCUGAAUGGCUUCAGGGACCAUAUCUAUUCUCGCUCUUCCGAAACGAGAAGGGGCUCGACGAAGCUACUAUCGCCACGCUCUACAUAUGCACAUACGUGUCUGCAGCCAUCUCCGCUUUCUUCACCGGAUACGUGACGGACAGGUUCGGCCGGAGGGCAGCCUGCUUGGUCUUUUGCGGCAUCCACUCCCUUGCCUCAGCCUCGGUCUGCUUCGACAAGCUGGAGGUCUUGAUUUUGGGCCGGAUCUUGAGUGGCAUCGGUCUAACCCUGCUCUGGACCGCAUUCGAAUCCUGGAUGAUAGCAGAGUACAAUGCCCGUGGACUGGACCAGAGCUCGCUCCAGUUGAGCAACAUGUUCGGGAUCAUGACGACAUAUAACUGUAUCACAGCAAUCCUGGCUGGUGUGUCGGGCCAUUGCAUCGUUUUGGCGUUGGGGUCCAAGACUGAUCCUUUCAUGGUUGGACUGGCCCUGGAUCUGUGUGUUGCAAUACUCAUGCUAUAUACCUGGAACGAGAACCGAGGCCUUUCCACGUCCAGCAAAGGCACAGCUGAUGUUCACGACGAGGAAGCGAUCAGAACACAGGCCUCUGUCGACUCGGACCAAGCGAUGGCAUUGGCGUCCUUGACAGAUGUGAGGGUGUGGGUCUUGAGCUUCAUCACUUGCUGUUUUGAGGGGACCAUUUUUCUGCUCAUGUUCUUCUGGCCGGGGACGCUUCAAGAGGCCCACGACCGAGACCAUCCGGAGAGCAGGGAUGCCAUCCCGCACGGUGUCAUAUUCGCUGCGUUCAUGGCAAUCAUGGUUCUUGGUGCUCUGCUCUUCAACUACCUGACAACCAACUCGGGCGGCAGAGGAAAGGGGCACCUGGUUCGAUUCUUCAACCCGACUCGACUUCUCUCCAUCGCACUCCUGCUGAGCGCCGUCAGCUUCCUGGUCGCGGCACUGACCAGCACCGAAUCACACCUUUUCGGAGCAUUCCUGCUUCUCGAAGCCUGCAACGGCAUCUAUGUGCCCAGCGUCGCAUACCACCGCGGUGUGAUCGUCAACGAAGCAGGCAGGGCGAGCGUUUACGGUCUCAUGAAUAUUCCUCUGUUCAUCUUCGUCGUCGUCGCCCUGUGGUCGACAGGAGGGAGCCGAGAGGAUCACAGACAGAUUGUGUUCAUACUCUGUGCCGCUUUGCUCCUGGCAGCCGCUUUGAUGAGUUCGUUUGGUCUUGACAUGGCUAGGAGCCCUGCUGGAUUUUCUGAGGUUGCUCAAACUAACGCAGAGGACGUCAAGGCGGAAGUCGAUGGUGAUGCUGUUGAAGUGUCGGAUAUGGGCUAG